Gymnodraco acuticeps is the source of this 1167-nucleotide messenger RNA. RefSeq lists its product as uncharacterized. Bases 100 to 1167 code for a protein of 355 amino acids. Lineage: Eukaryota; Metazoa; Chordata; Actinopteri; Perciformes; Bathydraconidae. The record is from RefSeq and is a predicted model, not a curated record. The transcript has 4 exons.
UGCAAAUAAAAAGAAACAGAAACGCCGCGCAAAUAAAAACGCCGCGAUGCAAAUAAAAAAGCCACAACGGAAGUGAAUUACCGGGGACUAUUAUUGCUGAUGCACAUGCGGGUUUUUUAUGUGAGAGAAGAAGAAGUCUGGGGGAUCUCCAGGAAACAUCUCUUGGUCACAGAAUCGAAUGAAGGAAUCGAGGCAGGCCUCAUCCACAAGUACUUCACAGAGGGACACGCUUAUGAAGUGAUACUUGAUUUUCUAGAAAAAAGACACAACAUUGUUCUUAGUCUGAGGACCUUAAAGAGGAGGCUGCAGAACGCUGGCUUAACAAGAAGGAUAGACUACACUCCCAUUGGCACUGUACACCAAACUGUUGCACAUGAACUGAGAGGCUCGGGUCGGCUGUUGGGUUACAGAGCUAUGUGGCAGACAUUGCAACAAAAGUAUCACCUGACAGUAAAAAGGGAGGAUGUUAGACAGACGAUUUCCAGACUGGAUCCAUCUGGUGUUCAACUUCGUUCCAGGCGAAGGUUUGUCCGAAGGGGAUACGUCACAGCAGGACCAAACCAAGUGUGGCACGCUGAUGGAUAUGAUAAACUUAAACCCUUUGGUAUUGCCAUCAGUGGCUGCAUCGACGGCUUUUCAAGAAAAGCUAUGUGGCUCAGGAGUGGCAGCACUAACAACGAUCCGGGCAUCAUUGCGCAGUAUUACCUGCAGUGUGUAUCGGAGUUUGGACUACUUCCAGCCCGCCUUCGCACUGACUGUGGAACUGAAAACGGCACUAUGGCAGCCAUUAACUGCACAUUACGAUCUCAACACACAGAUGAUUUUGCAGGAGCCCUCAGUCACAUGUAUGGUACCUCAACUGCAAACCAGCGCAUCGAGAGUUGGUGGUCUUUCUUCAGAAAGCAAAGGACUCAGUUCUGGAUCGAGCUCUUCAGUGACCUUAGAGAGAGGCACCUCUUCAAUGGAAGCCAUGAGCACAAGUGUCUGCUGCGAUAUGUGUUUUUGGGCAUCUUACAAAAAGACCUCGAUGAGUACAGACAGCUGUGGAACAACCACACACCAUCCGACCUGUUCGCCUGUCUGUGUCCAUCAGGUAAACCUGAUGCCAUGUACCACCUGCCUCACAGUCUGAAAACUCAUUAUUUCAAAAAUGAUUUCAAGUCUUAA